Molecule: messenger RNA, 2514 nt
Organism: Cucurbita moschata (crookneck pumpkin)
Lineage: Eukaryota; Viridiplantae; Streptophyta; Magnoliopsida; Cucurbitales; Cucurbitaceae
Exons: 13
Coding region: 188-2455 (755 amino acids)
Source: RefSeq, a predicted model, not a curated record
UUCAUGGUCGGUCACUGUUUCUCACUUCAAAGUCGUAUAGCUGAAUCUCACCUUCCCAUCAAUGGCUACCAUACGGGUUAUAUUUUCAUCUACUCUCCUUUUCGCUUUAUCUUUUCCUUCUCUCAUCUCUCUCUUUUUUAUAUAAAUAUAAUCUCGCUCUGCAAAUUUCCACCAACUUUCAUUGACCAUGGCUGGCGAGUUUUCCAACUGCGUUGAGUACGGUCUCCAUUUGUCGAAGCGAAUUUACUAUGGCAAAGGAUCGGCGCCGGCGGCUUUAGGGCGGCAGAUGUCUAGAGUAUCGGAGGAUUACCUUCCGACGGCUCCGAUGGUGUAUGCCGUUAUACCGGACCCGACGAUUGUGGACAAUCCGGAUGUUCCGAGCUAUCAACCUUACGUGCACGGGCGCUGCGUACCACCGGUGUUGAUUCCGCUGCAUAUGAAUGGAGUUGCCAUGGAAAUCGAUUGUUGUUUCGAUACUGCGUUCAUUGGCGUUAGCGGAACGUGGCGCGUGCAUUGCGUGAUGGCGGGGAAAGGCUGUGAGUGCCUUAUUGCGGUACCAAUGGGAGAGCAGGGUUCACUUCUAGGUGUUGAAGUCGAUGUUAGUGGAACGUCAUAUCGCACUGAAUUAGUCUCCAUGGAAGACGCGGAAGCUAUACAGAAACUAGCAAAAUCUGAAGAUGGAAAGUUUCUGAAAGGGCGCCGGAUAUACACAUUAAAAAUCCCCAAGGUCGAUGGUGGCUGUACUCUUUCAGUUCGAAUCAAUUGGUCCCAGAGAAUACCAUACCUUGAUGAUCUCUUCUGUCUCAAUGUACCUUUCAAUUUUCCAGCAUAUUUAGUUCCUCCUGGGAAAAAAGUCAAGAAUAUUCAGAAGAUCUUAUUGCAUAUAAAUUCCGGUAUUUCAUCAGAAAUUGUAUGUAAACAUACAAGCCAUCCGAUGAAGAUACUAAGUCGAGAGGUUGGCAGCUUAAGUUUCUCAAAUGAGACAGAGGUCUCAGCAUGGUCAAAUAUAGAUUUCGAGCUUUCGUAUUCUAUUUCUCCUAGUGACUUGUUUGGGGGUGUUCUGCUCCAAUCGCCAUCUCUUCAUGAUUUUGAUCAAAGAGAGAUGUUUUGUCUGUACAUUUUCCCCGGCCAGAACCAGAACCGGAAGGUUUUCAGAAAGGAAGUAGUAUUUAUUAUUGACAUAAGUGGAAGCAUGAAGGGUGGUCCUCUCGAGAGUACAAAACGCGCAGUGCUCGCGUCAAUUUCGAAGUUGAAUCAUGAAGAUACAUUUAACAUUAUAGCGUUCAAUGGAGACACUAAAUUAUUUUCAUCAUCGAUGGAGCAAGCAACCAACGAAGCAAUUACUAGAGCAACAGAAUGGAUUGACGCUAAUCUAGUAGCUAAUGGUGGCACUAACAUCCUGCUUCCCGUGGAACAGGCUAUAAAGAUGUUGGCUGAAACUGGAAAUUCAAUUCCCCUCAUUUUUCUCAUUACAGAUGGCUCUGUUAAUAAUGAGAGAGAAAUAUGUAAUCUUGUGAAAGCUUCUUUGAAGAGUGGAAAGGCGAUCACUCCUCGUUUAUGUACUUUUGGUAUUGGUACAUAUUGCAACCAUUACUUCUUACAAAUGCUAUCAGAAAUUGGAAGGGGUGUGUACGAUGCUGCUUAUGAUGUAGAUUUGAUUGAUUCUCGGUUCCAGAUGUUAUUCACAAAAGCCUCAUCGCUCUUUCUCGCCAACAUCACCGUGGAUGCUUUCAAGCAUCUUGCUUCCCUUGAGUUGUUUCCAACUCAAAUUCCGGACCUUGCAUGUGGAAGCCCGUUGAUAGUAUCAGGCCGAUACAAUGGAAGGUUUCCAGAGUCGUUCAAAGUUAGUGGCAUCUUAGCGGAUAUGAGCGAUUCCGCAAUCCAUCUCAAAUCCCAAAGAGCUAAAGAACUGCUUCUUGAAAGGGUGCUUGCGAGAAGACAAAUUGAUAUAAUGACUUCACAUGCAUGGUUAUUGGAGAGCAAGGACCUAGAAGAUAAGAUUGCUUGUAUGAGCAAACAAACUGGGUUUCCGUCCGAGUAUACACGUUUGAUUCUAAUGCUGACCAAGGAAGGGAAAAAGGCUCCACCAUCCAUCAUCGUACAGGAGAUGCGCAAGAGAAUGGACAUGUGGAAGUCGAAUAAGGUAGAAUGGAAGGGGCAAGAGAUCGUUUUAUUGGGGAACCAAGGCGUUGGAUUUGGGAACCUGACCGCAACCGCGGAGAAUGCGCAGCCAGGAAAGGAAAUAAAGGCAACUCAAGCAACAGAUUUGUUGGUGAAAGCCGCUACAAAUUGCUGUGGGCGACUGAUAGACCGGUUCUGUUGCAUGUGUUUCAUAAAGUCUUGUAUGUACAUGAAUGACAGGUGCGUCGUGGCUUUUACACAACUCUCCGCCGCUCUUGCCUGCUGUGAGAUCUUUAAUUGCUGCUUUGAAUUAUGUGAAUGUGAUUGCUUCUAAUGUUAAUACUACUUUAUAUCAUAUUUAUAAGGUGAAAUAUUGAGGUCUUGUUUUGUUUA